AUGUGUGUAUACACAUUCCCCCUUUGAUACUAUAAGCUUAAAAUUCCUUGAUAUAUUAUUUUUUAUUAAUUUAGAAGUGUACUAAUCUUGGGAAGUGGUUUUCUUCUUUCCAGAAUGUUGGCUGUGCCAGUGUGUAUUGACAUUUUAAUCAUCCACUUUCCUUUUGUCUAGCCUUUCUGCAUUUCAUCCAACCACUCUUAGGUUCCUCCUUCAUCAUUACAACAGGGAUUCACAAACUAGUCACCCAGAUGAUCCUUUCCUGAAAUAAGGUACAAUAUUCACAGCAGUUUGAGUUCUUACACCACAGGGAAUUUGGAAAACAUGUCACGGGUUCCACCAUCACUGAGUAUGUACAUAUUUUGUUGUGCAUUGUUUCUGGGAGUUUCUCCCGGCAUCAGAUGUCAUCUCACUACCCUUUACAGACUCAAUCAACCUUGCCAGCCACCAGGAUGCACGCAAAUAAAGCCGUGUUGAAGAAUGAAUUCUCCUUGGGCUUUUAGUUUCUGUUCCCCUACAGAGAGGUCAUAGACACCUAGAGCAUAAAGCAGUCUGAGUGGCGCUGACAGCCCCAAGAUUGCAGUGGGUUGGGGCACUGCAAAAGCUUCAUGCCUUCUUUCCCAUCACGCAGGACUUCACCUCGAGCCCUUACGCCGCUUAAUUUAAUCGCAAGACCCAAAGUCAUAGGGCGAGUCCAGUCCUAGGGAGCCUGGCUCGGGCUUUGCCGGAGCCUUGGAGAAGCUGGUAGGCGGCGGGCUGCGCUCCAGUGGCCCAGCCGAGGCCCGGGGCACGCCCGCGGCGCGCCCGGGGUGCGGGAGGCAGGCGUGCUCCCACGCCCGCAGCCGCCUCUUCCUCACGCCCCUCUCGCCGCGCUCGCCCCGCUUCCGCGAGUAAACCACCCGCGAGGCUCCGCCGCCCGCGCCGGGCGCGCAGCUUUCGCCAAUCCUCGCUUACAUAACGCGGGCGGGCGCGCUCCCGCCGCCGCCACCCGGAGCGGAGUUGGGCUGCGCUCUCCACGCCUUGGCGCUCCCGUGUGCCCCACUCUGGGAGGUGACCCGCCUCAGCCAGGCGGCAGUGGUAGCCGGGACGUCUCUCCUCCGCCGGCGUGAGGACGCGGGGACUGGAGACGGGAGCGCCUCACUGCGCCGAACUCCCUCCCUCCGCUCUCUCCUCCUCCCACGUCUCGCUUUCUCCCCGUCACCCCCACCCCCAGCCUGCGUGCGUUCGGCCCCGGCUCUGGGACCCGGAGCAGUCCAGGCUCUGCGCGCGGCGGAGCUGCGGCUGCUCCUGCUGCUGCGGCGAGCGGCGCGGUAGCCGCCCAGCGCCUCCCCGGACUUCCUAAGUGGGGGCAGAGCCGCCGCUCCCGAGCCACCAGUUAGAAGGCACAGGGAAAGGGACCUACAAACUCCUCCUCAGCGUUUCCUCUCCACCCCCUUUUGGCUCUGCCCUUGGAGAAAGUGGAGUGUGGCGUCUGGUUACCAUUAUUUCUUUGCACUGAUCCGAGGUGCCCGGAUUCAACUGCUUCCCUGUGGAGCUUAACGCUGUUUGCGCGCCUCUGUGUGCGGUUCCGCCCGGCACACCUCUGCCGACGAUGAGGAACGGGCUACGGGCGACGGCGGCCCGCUGCGGACUGGGACUGGGAUACGUGCUGCAGACGCUGGUGCUGCCCGCCCUGGCUCUCCUCAGCGCCAGCGGCACCGGCUCGGCCGCUCAAGACGACGACUUUUUCCAUGAACUCCCAGAAACAUUUCCAUCUGAUCCACCUGAGCCUCUGCCACAUUUCCUUAUUGAGCCUGAAGAAGCUUAUAUUGUGAAGAAUAAGCCUGUGAACCUAUAUUGUAAGGCCAGCCCUGCCACCCAGAUCUAUUUCAAGUGCAACAGUGAAUGGGUUCAUCAGAAGGACCACAUCGUGGAUGAGAGAGUAGAUGAAACCUCUGGUCUUAUUGUCCGGGAAGUAAGCAUUGAAAUUUCACGCCAACAAGUGGAAGAACUCUUUGGGCCUGAAGAUUACUGGUGCCAGUGUGUGGCCUGGAGCUCAGCAGGCACCACAAAGAGCAGGAAGGCCUAUGUGCGCAUUGCAUAUCUACGGAAGACGUUUGAGCAGGAGCCCCUGGGAAAGGAAGUAUCCUUGGAACAGGAAGUCUUGCUCCAGUGUCGACCUCCUGAAGGAAUCCCAGUGGCUGAAGUGGAAUGGUUGAAAAAUGAAGAUAUAAUUGACCCUGUGGAAGAUCGGAAUUUUUAUAUUACUAUUGAUCACAACCUCAUCAUAAAGCAGGCCCGCCUCUCAGAUACCGCAAAUUAUACUUGUGUGGCCAAAAACAUCGUGGCCAAGCGGAAAAGCACAACCGCCACUGUCAUCGUCUAUGUGAAUGGUGGCUGGUCCACCUGGACAGAGUGGUCUGUAUGUAACAGCCGCUGUGGACGGGGGUAUCAGAAGCGCACAAGGACCUGCACCAACCCAGCACCGCUCAAUGGCGGUGCCUUCUGUGAAGGGCAGAGUGUGCAGAAAAUAGCCUGCACCACAUUAUGCCCAGUGGAUGGCAGGUGGACCUCAUGGAGCAAGUGGUCUACUUGUGGGACUGAGUGCACACACUGGCGCAGGAGGGAGUGCACCGCUCCAGCCCCCAAGAACGGGGGCAAGGACUGUGAUGGCCUCGUCUUGCAAUCCAAGAACUGCACUGAUGGGCUCUGCAUGCAGAGUUUCAUUUAUCCUAUUUCAACUGAACAGAGAACCCAGAAUGAAUAUGGAUUUUCUUCGGCUCCCGAUUCAGACGAUGUUGCUCUCUAUGUUGGCAUUGUGAUAGCAGUGAUAGUUUGCCUGGCCAUUUCUGUGGUUGUGGCCCUAUUUGUGUAUCGGAAGAAUCAUCGUGACUUUGAGUCUGAUAUUAUAGACUCCUCUGCACUCAAUGGCGGCUUUCAGCCUGUGAAUAUCAAGGCAGCAAGACAAGAUCUCCUGGUGGUACCCCCAGACCUCACAUCAGCGGCAGCCAUGUACAGAGGACCUGUGUAUGCCUUGCAUGAUGUCUCAGACAAAAUCCCAAUGACCAAUUCUCCAAUUCUGGAUCCACUGCCCAACCUGAAAAUCAAAGUAUACAGCACUUCAGGUGCUGUCACCCCCCAAGAUGACCUCUCUGAAUUUGCUUCAAAGCUUUCCCCUCAGAUGACCCAAUCCCUGUUGGAGAAUGAAGCCCUCAACCUGAAGAAUCAGAGUCUAGCAAGGCAGACUGAUCCAUCCUGUACUGCAUUUGGCACCUUCAACUCCCUUGGGGGGCACCUUAUUGUUCCCAAUUCAGGAGUAAGCUUGCUGAUUCCCGCUGGGGCCAUUCCCCAAGGGAGAGUCUACGAAAUGUAUGUGACUGUACACAGGAAAGAAAAUAUGAGGCCACCCGUGGAGGACACGCAGACCCUCUUGAGCCCCGUGGUGAGCUGUGGGCCUCCGGGAGCCCUGCUGACCCGCCCCGUCAUCCUCACUGUGCAUCACUGUGCGGAUCCCAGCACUGAGGACUGGAAGAUACAGCUCAAGAACCAGGCAGCCCAGGGACAGUGGGAGGACGUGGUGGUCGUAGGCGAGGAGAACUUCACUACCCCCUGCUACAUUCAGCUGGACGCAGAGGCCGGCCACCUCCUCACAGAGAACCUCAGUACCUACGCCCUGGUCGGGCGGUCCACCACCAAAGCGGCCGCCAAGCGCCUGAAGCUGGCCAUCUUCGGGCCCCUCUGCUGCUCUUCUCUGGAGUACAGCCUUCGAGUCUACUGUCUGGAUGACACCCAGGAUGCCCUGAAGGAAGUUUUGCAGCUUGAGAGACAGAUGGGAGGACAGCUUCUCGACGAACCGAAGGCUCUUCAUUUUAAAGGCAGCACCCACAACCUGCGCCUCUCGAUUCACGAUAUCGCCCAUUCCCUCUGGAAGAGCAAAUUGCUGGCUAAAUAUCAGGAAAUUCCUUUUUACCAUGUCUGGAGUGGGUCUCAAAGAAACCUCCACUGCACGUUCACUCUGGAAAGAUUCAGCCUAAACACAGUGGAGCUGGUUUGCAAACUCUGUGUGCGACAAGUGGAAGGAGAAGGGCAGAUCUUCCAGCUAAACUGCACCGUAUCCGAGGAACCUACUGGUAUCGAUUUGCCUCUGCUGGACCCAGCGAGCACCAUCACCACCAUGACAGGACCCAGCGCAUUCAGCAUCCCUCCGCCUAUCCGGCAGAAGCUGUGUAGCAGCCUAGACGCCCCACAGACAAGAGGUCAUGACUGGAGGAUGCUGGCCCAUAAGCUAAACCUGGACAGGUACUUGAAUUACUUUGCCACCAAAUCGAGCCCAACUGGCGUAAUCCUGGAUCUUUGGGAAGCACAGAACUUCCCAGAUGGAAACCUGAGCAUGCUAGCAGCUGUCCUGGAAGAAAUGGGAAGACAUGAAACAGUAGUGUCUUUAUCAGCAGAAGGGCAGUAUUGACCCAUGCGGGGACUGAAAAUGAAGGAGGAGAUGCACAGGGGGGGCUGUGGCCAUACAAGGGAUCAUGGCUGCGAAGGAAAUCCAGACCAGACCAAUGAGCUUCACAGGCGAGGUGGCAGUGGGAGGGAGCAGACAGACAGAUACAGCUACCAAUACACAUGCCCACCAACUCGGACUUCAUCACAGGAGUUAAGAGCAAUUGUGUAAAUGUGUACCUUGGAUUUAGAAAUCAACCUAAUUUUCCUCUUAGUUGGGCUGUAUACGGUGUGGUACAGGAUCUUAACAGUUUCCUAGGAAACGCUUUUUAUUGCUAUCCAGAUUAUGGAUAAACUUUCUUAACAAACCCAAUUUCUACAAAUGUUGUUUACAUCAAAUUGGACAGGGAUGCAGACACUGUCCAUGGCUCGUUCUAUUUUUGUUUAAAUCAUUUGAAGUUGAAGCUGUGGAUGGUUUGUUGUGUCUAUUUCAGAUUAGUAAUUUACAGAGAAAUCACAGACUUUUCCUACAAGUCAUGUGCACCAAGUGUCUCAGAUAAUCCUCCCGUCAGUGUUCUGUUUCGAGAGCUUAUAGAACCAGUGCUAGUGUUUGUAUCAGGGAAGUGGAGGAUCGAAGUGUAAACAAAAGAUGACCACGACUCCAUGUCCCUUGCAGACACCUGUCCAGGGCCCUCCAUGCAUAAAGCUGUAGCCUUGCAGGCACGAUAGUGGUUCGUGUUCAACCACACAGAUUAGCAUUUCUUCACAACAUGUGUGUUUGUAAUAUGCAGUUUGAAGUGAUUUUUUUAAAGGUAUCAUUAUUAUCAUUGUUAUUAUCAAUAAGUAUUUACAAGUAUUCUAGUAAAAGGAUUUCCUUUCAACUCCUGUUUGGUUAGCAGCACUGCUAGUCCUUAGGUAUUGACUAGACCUGCCUCACCUUCUCACUGAACCAGGCUUGUGGGGGAGGAGCUGGUUAGCCAGACAGGCGGUGCGUCUUGGCUUGUUUCUUUCUCCAUCACCUGUUCCAAACAAGUAGCCCAUGCUUACUGGCUUUACCGGCCUGCUCUUCCAGCUCGCUCGGCCAGGGUCUUCCUCCUUAGAGUCUUGGUAUGACUUGUGCAUGUGACUCCCCUCGGCACCACCCACCCUGGAGGCAGUGUCCUUGGAGGAAUGGCCUCUGAACGGGGAAUCAGAAAACCAGUUUGCAUUCCGGGCUUGUCACUGUCCAGCUGGGCUACCUGGGCAAAGUCAUUUAACCUCCCUGGAACCUAAGUUUCCUCACAUGUCAAGAGAAGGGGUGGGAUUAGCUCAUCCAAGGUUCCGACCUGCUGGACCCCCCACUGUGAUGCCUCCAGCCUCACCCAGUGGUCUGAAGACCACAGUGGACCCUGACCUGGAUCAUUUAAAGAGUCAGCUGGUCUUCUGCCCGGGUGACUUCUGCCUUUCACAUAGCUCUGGCUUGGAAGGUGAUUAUUCUAACCUGUGACAUAUUUGUUAUACAUUCAAGUCUUGUCUUUGUGCCACUGCAUUAUGCUGUUCACUGAGAGAUGGCAUCCCUUUAUUGUCAUUUUCUUUCCUCUCCUGGGGCCACUUGCCCCCUGACUAGCUACAAAUUAUGUUCUAUUAUUGUCUUGGUCAAAAACUUUUAAAUUAAAAAAAUGUAACUGGAAAAUAGUCAACAGACUACUUUGUGUAAACUGUAUGUGCUUAGGACCAUGACAGGCUCUUUUACAUAGGGACUCAAUUCAUUCAGCAGGUGGGGAAUAAAGAGUUCACAGCCCAGGAGCCAAACCAAGAGGAACAAUAAGCACCUAUGUGUUUGAAUCAGAACCUAUGAAAACAUGGCUGGGGUUCACUUUGGGGCUGGAAGUAUCCAAGUUACUGCCUGGAUCUGAAUUAGACAUCAUUUUAUAUAUUUCCUCUCUUGACUAUUUUGGGGACUUCCUGAUAUUCCCAAGCUUCUCCAUCCUCACCUUUGAGGAACUAUAUUGAUUCCUUGAUAUGCGGCAUUUUUCUUUCUUGUCUUUUUUUUCUUCUGUUUUAGGUAUAUAGUCUAUAAUCUCUCUCUGUCAGGCCACCCCUUGCACCAUAUAUACAAAUGUGUUACACUUACAAUGAAAGGGAGAGAUGGCAGUAAUGAGCAAGUUUAGUGGAUGUUCAUACUAGUGAAUAUUUGUCCAAAAGAUACCAAACUGUACUCUGUGUAAAGGUUUUUUAAACAGAUAUUUUUUAAAAGGAGGAGGAGGAAAGAGAGCUAUUGUUCCAUGGCUGCAUCUUGAAAUAACUUCUCAAGAUAGCUCUUCGUUACUGUUGGUCGGGGGCUAUCUGUGGAAAUCAAGAUUUAGGAAUCCAAAGGAUGCUCAAAGGAACUUCCAUCUCUAGUGAAAAGUAGAGAGGAGCAACUACGUAGCCAUCCAGAUAAAUCCAUUCCAAAACUUUUACCAGAAACACUCAUCAAAAAGUCAUCAACAUACAAAUAUUGAAGGUAGUAAGAGCUCUGUUAUCAAAGCCACUGAAGGCCUUUGGUGCUCACUUCAGAUACUUCUUGUUUCUUGGUACAACAUCCCAGCACCAGAAAAGGGAAGAGAAGUUGAUUCCUGAUAAGUGAGGCACUCAUCUGUUGUAGAGCCUGCUAUGUUCCGUAUCAAGUGAACUGCAAGUUCCACCAUUUAUGUCAAAUAAUUUUCACUACAAAUUCUGAUUUCCUUCCCUGUUGAAGUAAAGUAAUAGCUGUUAGAUUGCUUUCAAACUUAGAAGUCCAGACUCAACAGUUCAUUUCAUAGACAGCCGCUUUAUCAUUCCAUGUGACAUGUCCCACCUUUCAUUCCUAGGACUUCUGUGUAACUUGUGAGGCGAGAUAGGGCUUGCUUCAUUUGGAUGAGAAAAAUCUAUCAGUUGUGCAUGGUGCCAUCUAGUGGAUUAUUACACAAGUUACCCAGUUUAUAAAACUUCAUUAAAAGUUGUUUGGUAAAGGGAACAGGGUAUGAAUAGCUAUAGUGCCAUCAGGACCUUCACCACGAGUAGACCUGGGAAUUUUUCAUCUCAAAUAUAUAGUUCUUCUUCUCUCAUUUUUUUCACUUAAAUUACUCAUAUUAAAAUUACAUGUCAUUAAGUAUGUCAUCAACUCAAUCAUGCAUGACCUGUCUCAACUUGAUUCUUGGUGAUAGAAAUAAUAGAAGUUCAUAAGUAUCUGUAUAAAAAAACAUUUUGGAGAAGUUGUCACUUUUAACAUUUAUGUUUUGGUUGGGCUUUCUACAUUUCGUAUCUCCUUUUAGUUCUAUAAUAUUUGAUUUUGGAAAUAUAAGUAGCUUCCACUUCCAAAUAAAUUUCAUACAUGCAGGUGAAAGUCUGUCUAAGAAAGUGAAAAUUGUGUUAAUCCAAGAGAAGCAGCUUCCUUUCUUCUGAAUCUGGGAUCUAAACGCAAAGGUUUCAUCCUGUUUUAAUUUUCUUCUCACCACACUCAUUCAGAUUUCCUCACAGUGAUGUGGAUGGACUAGAGGUUGGAUUCAGAGCUGGUUACACACUGGGUGAUGACCCAUGUGUAACAACGAGGUGCUCAGGGUGAGCAGUCUGUGUGCAACAGUGCGUGUGCCAAUGCAGGUCCCGCCUCAGUCCCACAAAACGCUCCCCAGCCUCGCGUGAGCAGCAGCAGCAGCUCUGCCAAGGCAGAGUGGUGCCCGGGGUGAGGUGUUCAAUAUUAGGCUGCAUGACCAUUUGCCAUUUUCAUGCAUACAAUUAUUUUAUAGAUCUUAAUCUCUUCACUUUCAAAUAGUGGAGCCAUUCAGUAGGAAGAAGUCAUGGAGGAUGAGUUCAGGCCACUCUGGAAAUCACACAUUCAGUAAUAUUUUUAAAGAUAACUUGUAAAACAGUAAGAUAUCUUAAAAGUAAGCAUUCAGAUGGUGAAAACAAUAUUAUUUUACUUCUUCUGGAGAGGAGCGAGCAUAGCUCUUAUGCACCCUCACUUGUUUCUCUGCUGGGGACACAGCCACUGAUCAUGAUCCACUUACUGCCGUGUCAUCAGAGUGUGAGGCAGGCAGCUUUUCAGCUGACCGUUGUCUCCCCAGGAUUCCCAAGCCUUUGCCACUUUAAGGUCUGCCCCCCAGGGAGUCAAGCAAGUGAAAACUAUUUAAGGCCCCACAGGAGAGGGUAAAGACAAGUAGAAAAAGUUCACAUGUUGCAUUUUCAGUCUUCACUUUGAAUGUGAACUUCACCUUUUGCUGAACAGUUGCUCUGGACAAGCUCAGUUUCACACAGAGGCCUCAGGACAAGUCCAAGGUUAGUGAGAGCAAGAAGGACCAUGGGAACACCUGGAAUGAAUUGAGUUCUAUCCAUCUUCUUUCAAAACAGGAGCUUUUGUGAAUCAGUGUCAUUGCUCAAAGCCAGUUGUUUGUAAAGAUGCUAAUGAUCAAUGAGCAGCAGAUUUUGUAGAUCCAAUGAGGAAAAAUAUUUUUAUUAUUAUCUCAAGGUAAUAAAAUAUUUUUACCUUUUGAGUGCCUCAUGGGACCAACUAUUUCACUUUGUCUUUUUUUUGUUUUUGUAUUUUUUUAUGAACUUUGCCUCUGUGUGAUGAAAUGUUGUUUCUCUGCCCUGAGAAAUCUGUUUGUAUAUCUCUGGCUAUGAUCACUUUGAAAGAUCUCUCUUGCAUCUCUAAUGAUUUUUUUCAAUGGACGAAGGCAUAAGGGGAAUAAAUACAUUGUACCCGUUGUCAGUGAAAGCCUGUGUCCCUACAGGUGAAGUAAGCCAAAUGGAGUCAUAAAUAUUUCCAGAAUUCCUGCCUAAAACUUGCUAUUUAUGAAAGUAGGGAGUAUAUACAGACUAACGAUUAACUUCCUGAUCCUUUUAGUGUUAUCGGCCUUGUGGCUGCCUGCAUUUUCAGAAAUCCUACUUUUAAAAUCUUUCUUCAGAAGGGUCCCAGCUCCCAGGUUUUCCAGUGGGCCUGUUACCUCCCUGUAUCGAUCUGUGCUGGGAUACUAACGGGCUCACUCAGCCAAAUGGAGCACAUGCCGCUAGGCCUCUCAGCAACCCCAGAUCCACCAGCAGGAACUCCCCAGUGUGCAAGCACACAACCCAGCAGUUAUCAGGGGCUACUUCCCAGCCUGCUUACACAUAGACUUGUGGGUAUUGAAGAAAUCUGUCCAGAGAGCAUCUGGGAUCCUAAGUCAGGAAUCCCUGGGGAAUUGUCACAAGCGCUGUGGCCUCCCAGUUGUUGGGUAGUGAACAAGGAAGCUGCCCUGAGACAGUCAGCUGCCCACAGCCAAAGCACCUGCUACUGUACAUCAGUCCUGUACCAUGCCAUUUCAGAUUUGUGCCUUCGCAAAAUUGCAAAUUGCUGAAGGCCAUAACACUUCAGGGUCCCUUACAAAUAUGCUGAAUCCUUGUGUCAUCCUUCAAUUCCAAAGGUCCCCUAGGAUGGGCACUAUCAGGAGAGCUGCUGCAGAACCUGAUGGCACUGACCCAGUGGUAGGGUGGGGGGCAGGCAGACCUCAUUUCCUCAGUUCAGAAUGUGAAUCGCACACAGGUUUCGCUGAUAAACAGCCUUAAGUUCAUGAGCCUUCAGCACUAUGUUGACAACAUCCAAGAAUCAUGACCUGAUCUAUGUUCUAGAUGUUCAGACAAACCUGUUUGCUUUAGAACACCAUAAAAGAACAAAAAAUCUAUAGCCAGUGGAAAAUGCCUUUGCCCUUUUAAAUUCUUAAAGUCCCUCAUGGCAUCUGUAAAUGUAGGGUACAGAUUCAAAUGUACACUCCUCCAGGCCUUGAAAAGAAAGAGAACAGCAAUCAGAAGAAGCUGAAUGUAUGAUUUGCAUUCUCCCUUCCCUUUCCUAGAACUACUGCUGGUAGUGAAGCCCUCACCCUCUAGACAGAAUGCAUUUAGCCCAGUUGCAGGGAACACUAUCGCCCUGUGUGUGUUGGGUAUAGCAGUACUGUACAUGUUCACUGAGUCUAAUGUUGAGCUCUAGCAAGCUGGUGGCCUUCAUCUUUCCUCUAAAGAAGACAACCAAUGUUUGUCAAAGAAAAAACCCCCAGCAGCCAGUGUGGAAGCGCCUGUCAUCCACUUGCUGUUCCCAUUGGAACAGUUCAACUGCAGAAAUGUCCAGAUGAGAUUUUGUGCUUUGUCAUUGUUCUUUUUUUAAACACAACCACACAAACUUGGCUUUUCAGAUAUGGAACACUUCAGUUGUUGUAGUGGAGUCUCCCUCUUGCUGUAUCUUCUAUGCAAUUCCUUUUCUAGAAAACCCCUGGCGGAGGAGCGCUCUCUGGGCAGCCAUCCACCACGUUGCUAUGCGGUAAAGGUGAGGGGGCCAGCUCUGGAUGUGCCUCUCCUCUCUCCCUGCUGCCUCUGCCCAUUUUUCCUGCAGUCCCAUGGUUUGUAAAUUGCCUGCAUUUAUUCUGUCAGCCAACAUGUACAAAAUGUAAGAAAGAAUUUUUAAACACAUAAUAAAUUAUAUUUAUAAGC
Messenger RNA from Manis pentadactyla (Chinese pangolin), 10872 nucleotides. RefSeq names its product unc-5 netrin receptor C (gene UNC5C). NCBI's taxonomy places the organism in Eukaryota, Metazoa, Chordata, Mammalia, Pholidota, Manidae. Bases 1589 to 4441 code for a protein of 950 amino acids. Gene Ontology annotation, cellular component: membrane. Gene Ontology annotation, molecular function: netrin receptor activity; protein binding. The transcript has 17 exons. Gene Ontology annotation, biological process: netrin-activated signaling pathway. The record is from RefSeq and is a predicted model, not a curated record.